This is a messenger RNA of Myiozetetes cayanensis, 2985 nucleotides long. RefSeq names its product transmembrane protein 154 (gene TMEM154). The record is from RefSeq and is a predicted model, not a curated record. NCBI's taxonomy places the organism in Eukaryota, Metazoa, Chordata, Aves, Passeriformes, Tyrannidae. The transcript has 6 exons. Bases 20 to 652 code for a protein of 210 amino acids.
CAGGAAGCAGGAAAUGUAGAUGUUUGGGUGCAGCAGGGAGCCUGACGGAGCGCCCCUCGUGUGGGAGCACUGCCAGGGCAGCAUGAGAAAUCCCAGCCUUAUCACCCUGCUCUCUGCCCUGUCGCUGGCUGGAGGAUCUGUUGGGAAUGGCCCUGAAAAUGAUGGAUCAGGAGAUGGACCAUCGACAUUACCCACUGUUACAGUAACAGCUCCUCCUGCUGUGGGUUCUUCGACCGUGAAUGACCAUGAGACAGUACUUGUCACAACAAGUGCUACUGAAAGCAGCUUUGAAACAGAAAAUACUUCAAGUAGUGAACCUAAUGCUAUGGAUGAUGAGGACAGUCUAGAAGCAGCAGAACAGUCUUUCUUGAUAUAUGUUGUCCCUGUCGUGCUGCUGGUCCUGAUGAUUUUAUUGAUCACAUUUUUUGUAAUACAUCAUAAAAGGAAAAAGUCUAAGCAAGAUGAGCUGGGAAGUGAAAAUGUGAAAAGUCCUAUUUUUGAAGAAGACACGCCCUCUGUUAUGGAGAUAGAAAUGGAAGAGCUUGAUAAAUGGAUGAACAGCAUGAACAAAAAUGCUGACUGUGAAUGUUUGCCUACUGUAAGAGAAGAAGAAAAAGAAUCAAUUGCCAACCCAAGUGACGGUGAAUCGUGAAGUCAGAACAGCAGAGAACUGGCUAAAGGGAAGCAGCACACAAGCUAACCAUCCCCCAGAUAUUGGAAGAACUGGAUUUAAAUAUAAUUCAUCUCAAGAGACCAGACAAGCAAAUGCUUUGGUUGUGUCCUGCUAGAUACGGUCUUCAGAAAGGAAACAUCACCAAGGGGAAGGAAAAAAAAGAAAAGAAAUAAAGAGAAUCACUGUAGCAAGAUUAGAGACUGAUUUAAAUUCUUUCUGCAAUGACAUUCCUCACAAAUCAAGAGAAAUCUCCUUUUCUCCCCCUACAACAGUCCUCAAAACAGUUCAUGAUUCUGUCUCAUUCUGCAGUUUUGUAUUGUGCAGCACUUAAAACCAUUUCUGUUCAAAGUUCGGUGGGUUUCUUUGUUUUGUUUUUCGGGGGUGUUUGUUUCCAUGUCCAUAAUUCUGGACAGCCCUGCCUUUGUGGAUGUGAAGCUCAUGCCUAUGCAAUGUUUAUUUUUCAAUUUGCUUUUUCUGAAUGGUGCGCUGAUUUGCACAGAGCAUCUGCUGGGGAGGUACCAGGCUAGGACUGUCAGACCACCUCUGAGGACAGAGAGAGCAGCUGAGAAGCCUCUCAAAGGAAUAGCCAGAAGUGACUGCAGCCCAGCAAGGGCAUGGACUCUGUCUGUAGUGUGUUUUUCGGUUUUCAAAUUAAAAUUAUUGGAGAAGUCAAAACUAUUAUCUUGAGAUUGCCUUUCAGUUCAUUAUCUCCACAGAUGAGCGCCCUGGGCUAGCUCUCUCCAUGUAAGUCUCCUCCCUGGGGAGGGCUGUUCUCUAACCACCUACUUCAGGAAUAUCCAACUUGAAAACAUUUCUGUUUUUAAAAAAUAAGUGAGCUUGAACAAUUGAACAAUUCAGUACUCAGAUCAAACACAGGUUUGUGUUAUGCAUAACUACUUGGUCAAGGUUUUCAGAUGCAGUACAUUUGCUGCUGCUUUUGUUGUUGAAUAUUGAGCUUGCAAUAUCUGAAAGUCAUGGACUUCUAAGUGUACUUGGUCACCUUUAAUUACACUGAAAAAAAAUCAGACUUCUGGGAUACCUCAAGGUGGGGAAUAUAAAUCCUGCAACUGUGUCCACUGAUUUUCUAUGGCAAGUCUCUUAGGGAUGUAGUUUUAAUAUGCAACACACACAAAAGCAGAUCCACGUAUGUGCAAAGCUUCCCUUGCCUUAUUUAAAACAGCAAAUUGACAUCCUGGCAUUUGAUAAGAGCCUGGGGUCAUGAGCUCAGCAUCAGCCUGGGUGCUGCCCUGGCCCCUCUCUUCUCUCACCCCAUUUGGUAUUUCUCUCUUCUGCUUGCCCGUGUGCCCCUUGCACUCCUGUUUCUUUUACAUCACUGUCAUCAGUUCCUGGUCAUCUCCUUUUGUCCCAGUAUUUUAAUCUUGUAGGUGAGUUGAACUGCAGGGGACUUAGAAAAUUUCUCUCCUAUAUCAGUAAACCAAAACAUUCUAAUAUUCCAGUUCAUGAAUAUUAACUUGACACCUUUGGUUGAGGCACCUUAGUUUUCCGUAAAUGAUGCACAUAGUCAGGUCCUCUAACUCACAAAACAAAAAGAAGAACAACCAGAGAGCAGAUAUCAGCAGGUUUUAAGUAUUAUUAUCACUAUGCACUACACAAUAUUUAGGCCUCUGCUGUAAUGUCCUCAUUGUCAGCCUGAUCUGAGCCAACCCAUCCUCUUGCAAUGUCCACUGGCAACUGAAAACUCAAAUUAUCAUCCCUCAGUAGAAAUUGAGAAAAAGCGUGCAAACAGAAAAUCUCUUCCACUGCAUACAGUUCUAAAAUGUUUAGCAAAUGUGAUGAUCCCUAAACAACUGUUACCUCUUCUUCCAUUUUCUUCAAUUAUUUCAGUACUUAUCCAGCACUUCAGGGCAAUUUGACAUCCAAUUUACAGUGUGAGGCAUUUUUGUCCUGCAGAAGGCAGAAAAGCUACAGAUCCAAAGGAGGAUUUUUUUGAGAAAUACACGGAUAAUAAGAAGGGUAAUUAGGCAACAUCUCUCCUACAUAUGUUAAAAAUCAGUAUCUUAACAAAAUAGAAAUAACUCCUCCAUAAUGUUACAAACAUAAGGUUACUGACAUUGCCAGCACUUAAUUAAUUCCAUAAGAGUCCUGCACUUGUAAAGAACAUAAUCCUAACAGUAACCUCAGCAAAAAGGAACAUUCUUUUUAGUUUCUAUGCAGUCAUAAAUUAUAGAUUCAUAGAAAACUUGUGCUCUGAGACUAAAAAAAUAUUUUUUUGUAAUGCUAAAUCCAUUGGAAGGCUACAAAAAUCAACUUUUUUAACUUUCUGAUAUGAAAUUACUGUAUAUUCAAAUGUU